CCUCUUUUUUUUCUUUAUGAUAGGGAUAGAAUGAGAUAUGCCUUCAGAACCUUUGCAGUUGAUCACGUUUUUAAUUAAUGAAAUCCAAAAAAGUUCUAUGAGCAGACUUGAUUGGUAUCCUUAGUGAAGAACUUGGUAUUGCUAAUCCUUUUCCAUCAGCGUUUGAUAGAUUCUUGUCUCUCUACUUUCCCCCCUGCGCCAGAUGCGGUCCCCCUGAAAUCCCUGACCUCUCAGGCCUAUAUAUGCUAAUGAUCUCCUUCCUCCCGUGAUAACCAGACGAAACCUCUUUGUAUCCUCGUGUCAAGUAGCUGUGAAGCAUCCUAGGAUCGAGAUUGCUACAAUGGCGUCGAGAAGAAUCACCAAAGAGCUCAAGGAUUUGCAGAGAGACCCACCUCCAUCUUGCAGUGCAGGUCCGGUGGCUGACGACAUGUUCCACUGGCAAGCUACCAUAAUAGGGCCAAACGACAGCCCCUACUCUGGAGGUGUCUUCCUUGUGAAUAUCCACUUUCCACCUGACUAUCCAUUUAAACCUCCCAAGGUGGCCUUCAAAACCAAGGUCUUUCAUCCAAACAUCAACAGCAAUGGUAACAUAUGCCUGGACAUUCUUAAAGAGCAGUGGAGUCCGGCUCUAACCAUAUCUAAGGUUUUGCUCUCCAUUUGUUCACUGCUCACGGACCCCAACCCGGACGACCCAUUAGUACCAGAGAUCGCCCACAUGUUCAAGUCCGACAGAUUCAAGUACGAAACUACCGCCCGCAACUGGACCCACAAGUAUGCCAUGGGCUAAAGCCGGGGUGCUCAAAUUGCUCCAUUAUUGAUCCUUAUUUAGCUCAGUACUUAAAUAAUUGUCACCAUCCACUAUUGAUUUAUGAAAUUAGUGUGUGACUUUUUUAUGGACUCUCACCUUUUGUUAGCAUACAUGAUGUCGAUCUAUCAAAAUAAGCAGAUGAUAGUUCUUAGUGC
Elaeis guineensis (African oil palm) is the source of this 963-nucleotide messenger RNA. RefSeq names its product ubiquitin-conjugating enzyme E2-17 kDa. The record is from RefSeq and is a predicted model, not a curated record. Lineage: Eukaryota; Viridiplantae; Streptophyta; Magnoliopsida; Arecales; Arecaceae.